AUGUCGCAUGAUACGGCUCUGCACGGGAUCGACUAUACAAAGCCCGCCUCCGAGGACCCCUCACGCUUAAGGACCUUUUUCUCAAUUUUGCGAAAAUUUAUCGGGGUAACUGAUAUCGCAACAGCUCGCUUCUCUUUGCCAGCUCAACUCCUGGAGCCAACCCCAAAUCUAGUAUUGGAACUAUCUCGAUCGCCCCGAAAAUUUUAUCAGGUAUGCCUAGAGCCAAAAGUCCACCGGAAACAUAAAUCUGACUCGUUCAGUAUUGGAAAAUCCGAUGAUGAGCUAGGUCGCAUGCUAGAAGUCCUCAGAUUCUGGUUUACAAAGGAUGUGUGCUAUUGGGAAAUAGAGGAUUAUCGACCUCCUGUUUUUCCAAACUCGGUCGAGGAUACAUCCCCUGUUGUUCAAACAGUUGGUAACGGAGAAAAGGUCAGGAUAUCCUAUAUCACUGAACAAACGUCCCAUCAUCCGCCAGUCUCAGCUUUCUACGUGGACUGCCCGCAGCGAGGAAUCACGGCUCGUGGUUUUGAUCAAAUUAGCGCCAAGUUCAGUGGUACAAGCAUCCGGAUUGCUCCAGGGCAACACAAUUUAGGCAUCUUUAUCAGCUUGCACAGGCGGGAUAACGAAGAAUAUCGGCUUACACAUCCUGCUGCUCACAUCGGCGGAUGGCUUAGGGGAUCAUUGUCGAUAUCCGUCUCAGAUACAUGUUAUGUGAGCUGUGCCAAAACGAAGAUAAAGGCAAUUCUGCAGUAUCUUGAAGACGGUUGGCUCGGCAGAUCGCAUUACAGGGUAGUUGGGGUUAUCUUUCGGUAUGACCCAGAGAAUGAUAACAAAACGAAAAUAAAAGAAGUCCCCGAGGGCGAUGUCCUGGCAAAGAUAGACGGCAGUUGGCAUGAGCAGGUGUACUAUACCUUGGCUGGCUCAUCUGAACGCCAGCUACUCAUUGAUAUCUCACCCCUAUUUCCUGCGGCCAAGGUUGUUCCUCCGGAGGAAGUGCAGCUGCCCAACGAAUCUCGCCGAUGCUGGUCCGAAGUCACGGCUGCGAUCCAUGCUAGGCAAUAUAGCCUAGCAACCCAGCGCAAACACGAACUAGAAGAUCGUCAGAGGGUGAGGGCUGCCAUCAGAAUGGAGAAGAACCACGAAUGGAAACCGCGCUUCUUUAAAUACCCCAUUGAUAGCUCAGGGAGACCCGAGCUAACUGCCGAUGGUGAGAAGGUUCUAGAGAGGUUGCGUCGAGAUGAUUACACGUUGGAAGAGAAAGACGUGGCCUAA
Messenger RNA from Uncinocarpus reesii 1704, 1269 nucleotides. RefSeq lists its product as uncharacterized. Gene Ontology annotation, cellular component: intracellular membrane-bounded organelle; cytosol; membrane. NCBI's taxonomy places the organism in Eukaryota, Fungi, Ascomycota, Eurotiomycetes, Onygenales, Onygenaceae. Gene Ontology annotation, biological process: endocytosis; piecemeal microautophagy of the nucleus; exocytosis. Gene Ontology annotation, molecular function: sterol binding. The transcript is spliced from 4 exons. The record is from RefSeq and is a predicted model, not a curated record. Bases 1 to 1269 code for a protein of 422 amino acids.